This is a messenger RNA of Lipotes vexillifer (Yangtze River dolphin), 303 nucleotides long. RefSeq names its product growth-regulated protein homolog beta. The transcript is spliced from 3 exons. Gene Ontology annotation, cellular component: extracellular region. Gene Ontology annotation, biological process: defense response; chemotaxis; immune response. The record is from RefSeq and is a predicted model, not a curated record. Bases 1 to 303 code for a protein of 100 amino acids. Gene Ontology annotation, molecular function: chemokine activity. Lineage: Eukaryota; Metazoa; Chordata; Mammalia; Artiodactyla; Lipotidae.
AUGGCCCGCGCCGCGACCCCCGCCGCCGCCCGCCUCCUCCGCGCCGCGCUGCUGCUCCUGGUCCUGGUGGCCGCCGGCCGGCGCGCAGCAGGGGCGCCUGUGGUCACCGAACUGCGCUGCCGGUGCCUGCAGACCUUGCAGGGGAUUCACCUCAAGAACAUCCAGAGCUUGAAGGUGACGCCCCCAGGACCCCACUGCGGCCAAACGGAAGUCGUAGCCACUCUCAAGACUGGUCAGGAAGUUUGUCUCAACCCUGAAGCUCCCAUGGUUAAAAAAAUCAUCAACAAGAUGCUAAACAAGUGA